Messenger RNA from Emiliania huxleyi CCMP1516, 3075 nucleotides. RefSeq lists its product as hypothetical. The record is from RefSeq and is a predicted model, not a curated record. The transcript is spliced from 5 exons. Bases 1 to 3075 code for a protein of 1024 amino acids. NCBI's taxonomy places the organism in Eukaryota, Haptophyta, Isochrysidales, Noelaerhabdaceae.
AUGGGUGGAGGCGAUUGCCUGCUCGACCGAUUCCUCCCGUGGUCCGCAGCGCAGAGCGGCCUGGAGCUGAGUGAAGACUUCGCGUACCCAAAUUCGUUUGGCGCGGUGCUGUUCGACCUGGUGAUGAUGUCGGUCGGCCUCCUCUUUCUGGUGCACGGCGACGAGCUCAACGCAACCAUCCUCUUCACGAUUGGUUUUGUGUGCGGAAGCGCAAUCACCUCAGCCGCGAUCUCUGGCAUCCUCGAGGCUUUUGAUGCCAGACUGGACUGCACCUUGCAGGCACUGCCGCCGCUGGUGGUCGGCGUGGCGUGCGGCCUGCGUGUCCGCACGAGCCCAUGGACCGCCUUCUUUCUGCUCGGCCUUUGCGUCGGUGGUGUCGCUGGUUUCUAUGUGUACACGAUUAUCAAGCUCUUCCUCCUCGAGCUCCUCCUGGUCGGCGCAGUGGGUGGCGGCGUGCUGGGGCUGUACCUGCGUGCAAAGAUCAUACCGGCGGCGACUGCGCUCCUCGGAGCCUUCUUCUUCACGCUCGGCUUCACCUACCUCGCCCUAGUCCCGGCCGACUCGCGCUACGCGCGCUGGCUCACGCCGGAAUCCGCCCAGUUUGACCAGUUUACGAUCGUGCCUCUCCUCGUGGCCGCGCUGCUUGUCGCCUCGCGAGAGCUGCUCCGCAAGCUGUGGGCAAAGGCUUCGCCGGCCGUCAGCAGCGCGUACGGCAAGGUCUGCGGCAAGGUCUGCGGGCAGAAGGAGGAGGGGGUGCUGUCCAAGAUUGGCAGCCGCGUGAUGGGCAAGGAGAAGAGUCGAUUGCAAAAGCUGCAAGAAUGCGCUAGCAGCGGCGCCGCUCCGGCUGACGAGGCGACACGGAUUCGGCUCGCGUGCGCUUACAUCGCGGAUGCUUCACACGGCUGGCGCCCAGAGUGCCACGGCGUCGACGUGCGAUCGCUACCGCCUUCGAGCUCUUCCACUCGCGGCCGGUGCAGGCUCUGCGGUACCUCAACGUGCGCGCUGCAUUGGUACGUCGAAAACGCACAAGUCGCACGACUCGAUGUCUCUUUCAAGCAUCUUGUGUUCAUCACGCCGACGCUCAUCGACGCAGCUCCGGUUAUGCCGGAACUUGUCAGGCGCCUUUCUGAAGAGAGUGGCUCCGGCGGAAUUUUCGGCGGGAUCUUUGGCGCCGUAUUGAUUCUCCUCGCAAUUUACGCGGCGAUUUGCUUCUACAAGAAACCUACAGACCUGGCGCACUGCAUGAAGUGCCAAUUUAAACCCUCGGGCGCGGACAACAAGCUCGAGAACUUCCUCCUCACCGUGUUGAGCUGCAACGAGAUGACAGCGGCUUUGCGAGUCAAUGUGCUUUGGAAGUACAUCUUCUCCGAGCCGGCGCGCUGGCUCACCGGCAAGGCCGGCGAGCUCGGCUGGGGGCUCGACGACUCGAGCGAGCUGCUCGACGCCAUCUACGACAUGAUGCAGGCCGUCGCCGCGGACGGCCGCCGGCUGCUCGACCCGGCCUACGACCCCUUCGCCUCCUUCGCGGCCAAGUACCCGGAGUUCGCGGCGUGGCGCACGGCGCACGCGAAGGAGGAGCUCAAGGCGGCGGACGGCACGUCCUACCCGAUCCACGCGAUGGUGCUGGCAGAGGCGCGCGAGCCGACGCGCGCUGGCAACAUCCAAUGCGAGGCACGCGUCAUCACGCUCGCCGAGGAGAUGGCCGAGGCGGCGCUGUUCGCGAUGCGCGACCCGCGGCGCUCGAUCUCGAGCAUGCUCGUGUCGCAGGGGGGCAAGUUCGCCGUCGGCGCUGAUCCGGGCCGCAACGCUGCGACGGCCGGCGCGCACGCGACCAACGACCGCGUCGAGUCGAACUUCGGCUGCCUCGACAUCCUGAUGCGGAUGUGGCGGCACGCGACAGUUGAGUCGGUGUCGGGGAUGGCGCAGCAGAUGCGGAUGCACGACUUCGACCGGCCGCCCAACACCCUACACGACAGACGCAAGCGAAAGCACGCGGCGCAGGCGCACUCGGGGGGCUACUUCUACUCGGGCCUCACCGAGCGGCAGCGCGAGUCGCUCGUCGAGUUCGCGCGACUCGAGGUGGCGAGCGCGCGCGACGCCGGCCGGCAGGCGCUCAAGGCGCAGGCGGCGGAGAAGCUCGAGCGCCGCGAGGAGCGCGUGACCGUGAUGCUCAACAAGGCGGUGGAGCGAUACGCGUACGCCAAGGAGCUCUUUGCGGCGUGGGCCGCGCCGGGCGGGCAGCGAGCUACGUCCGCGCUGCAGGUGGUCAAGGCGCUGCACGACGGGAAGCGGGUGCCGAACUACCCGCACGGCAGGCCUAAGCCGGAGGCGCAGCAGCUCGAGUACCUGCGCUACCAGAUUGAGAUGCGCGUGCUCGGCCUCGGCUGGAGUGAGUACGCGACUCGCUGGUCGUCCGCGGCCGACUCUAGGAUCGGCACCGUCGCGCACCUGACCAAGCUGCUCGAGGAGCUCAUCAAGGAGGAGACGGCGCGCAAGCGCUUUCCUCCGGACAGCGUAUCGGGGCUGCCGACGGAGGCGGCGCCCCCGCAGCUGGCAGCGGGCGGCUCGACGCAGCUUGGCACUCUCGACGCCGACGCGGUGGAGGUGCGGUCUACAACGCGAUUCAACUCGGACGAGCUAAAGCGGAAGGCCGAGGCAGAGGUGGAGCGGCGCAUUGCGGCGGGCAUCUCCGAUGAUACGGAGUGGAGGCAGCCCGAGGAGGCUCCCGCCUUCGACUCGGCGCUUGUCGGCAAGCGGCUCGAGGACACGAACCAGCCGCACAUGAUCUGGUCGACGGGGCGCGUCGUCCGGGUCGCCGACGGGCUCUCUGACAAGAGGUCGAAGCGUGCGAGGUCGGUCUUGCCGGCCGGCGCUGUGCUCUGGGCUUGGGACGCGGACCCGGAGUUCGACGAGGCAGCGGGCGAGCAAUGGCUGUUCCUGCUGCCAAAGAAGUGGAACCCAAAGACGCACAAGCAGGUGUACAGCUGGCGGUAUGACCCUCGCGAGCUCGGCGCCGUGGAGGCGCCCACGGCCGACCCUCGGCGCCGCCAGUGCCGCCGGGACACGGAGCAGUGA